GUUUUAUGGGAUAGAAUAUUCCCUGUCAACAUAAAGUUUGUUUUGGGAUAUAUGCUUUGGCAUAGAUCGAGGAAAAGGAAGUCAUCUUCACAACGUUUUUGAGUUUCAAAUUUAAAAACUUAACCUCAACGUUUAGAGAAGUCACUGCCAUGGAUUUUAAAGAUCACAGAAAAGUUGAGCAGAAAGUUCACCAAACCCUAUAUGCCAAUCUGGAUCUUCUUACAAGGAGAUACCCAACAAGGAAGGAAUUUAAGGCGAUAUUUAGAAAGGACAUGUUUGUAAAAAAUAACAAAGCCGCAUUUUUCGAAGUUAUGUACUAUUUGUUAGAAAUACUUGAUCCACAAUUAGUUAAAGAAAAACUAAUAAGUUGGCCACCUUAUGAUCCUAAGCAAGAGCCAAAAUGCCGAAAUGAAAUUCUUAAAUGUAUCAAUGAGCUAAAUUCACGUUUUGAAAAUGCAGAUAUACCAUUGUGUCAGGCAUCUAGUUUAAUAUCGCCUGGGGGCUACCGCUUUGCCAAAUUUUUGUUGAAGAUAUCGGAAUUGGCUCUGUAUGAGUAUCUUUGUAAAAAUACAGAAAAUGACAUUCUCUAUAAGUUAAAAGUAGCUAAAAAUUCGACCAGUGUUUCAAAAAAUCAGCUAAAUAAUUUGCGUAAGGAAACAAAUUCAAUUGAAAGAGAAACCAAAAUGCUCUAUUCUAACUUUAAGCAUCAUUAUAUAGAUUUGUCAGAACAAGCUUUAGAGUUGCAUGAAAAUAUUGUAAAGUUGGACGCAGACACAAGAAAAGCGAAAAUUGAAUACCAGUCUAUGACCAAAGAGUUUAACUUGAAAUUUCCAUUAUAUCCAUCACUUGAAAGUAUAAGGCGAGAACUAGAAAAGUUGCAAAAGCAAACUCAAACAAUUCAGAGCAUCUAUACACUACUUGAAGAUUGCGAUCGCUUGGUAGAAUCUUUGAAACACUCAGAGUUAAGGUUUGAUCCUGAUUCAGUCCAAAGUGAGUUGCAGAUGUGUGUAAUCGGCAAGGGGCAAAUUGAUUUAGCGGCGUUUUUUCGGGAAGUUUCUGUAUUUAUUGAAAGGCACUUGCUGAAAUUACCGAAUUUUUCUCCCGCUUUUCUUAAUAAAAAAAGAGAGCAGGUGCAAAAUUCUAUUCUGCAAUACAACCGAUUAUCAACAUAUUUCGACAACCAGCAUGGUCAGUUGACAAAUUUGAUGGAGGACUUACACACGGAGUUAAGGUAG
This is a messenger RNA of Cylas formicarius (sweet potato weevil), 1235 nucleotides long. RefSeq lists its product as uncharacterized. Lineage: Eukaryota; Metazoa; Arthropoda; Insecta; Coleoptera; Brentidae. The record is from RefSeq and is a predicted model, not a curated record. The coding region runs from base 150 to 1235 and encodes 361 amino acids. The transcript has 2 exons. Gene Ontology annotation, cellular component: HAUS complex; mitotic spindle microtubule. Gene Ontology annotation, biological process: spindle assembly. Gene Ontology annotation, molecular function: microtubule binding.